This is a messenger RNA of Diaporthe batatas, 5401 nucleotides long. RefSeq lists its product as uncharacterized. Bases 346 to 5091 code for a protein of 1581 amino acids. The transcript is spliced from 3 exons. Gene Ontology annotation, cellular component: membrane; fungal-type vacuole. Gene Ontology annotation, molecular function: ATP hydrolysis activity; ATP binding; ABC-type peptide transporter activity. NCBI's taxonomy places the organism in Eukaryota, Fungi, Ascomycota, Sordariomycetes, Diaporthales, Diaporthaceae. The record is from RefSeq and is a predicted model, not a curated record. Gene Ontology annotation, biological process: transmembrane transport.
GCCGGUUGACCAUCCCCGCAGCUCCCGUCAGACGGUGCCAGUUUCUUGCAGCAACGCAGUCAGCACUGAGAGUGCCAGUAAGUGACAGACAACCAACCUGCAGGCCGUCCGGGCCCAGACCGCUACUCCGGUAAAGAAAGAGGCACGGAGGCAAAUCGUGAUUUGUCCCCGUUGAGCCUUGUGUGUUGGACUGAUUGUCGUAGAAUACUACCUCUUCGGCCGCUGUCGCAACAUCUUUUCCUAGGUUAGGGACGUCUCCGUGGAUUCCUUCUCGAUCUUGCCGCGUGCGAAUCAUGACUUUGCCGUGUAUAUCUGCCUGCUCGGUUCACUCAUUGUCACUGUGUCAUGAUGGCUUCACCCCCAUUGCACCGGUCCUACCUAUCGUGGGACAUUCUGCGCCCCUGUCUUGACUGCUGCGAUCGGCUUUGGAUUAAUGAGCGCGCCAUCUUUGGGGAAUGUGUCGGCGCGGUUGCAUGGAUCCCCACAAUACUGGCACUGCUUUUUCCAAUUGUGAGGUAUGGUCUUCGACCUGCUUGGAACCGCAGGGGGCUCUGGCUCCGCGACUUCGCAGCCGAGGAGCCCGGGGAGGCAGAAGGCAUCUCGACCGACCUCAUCCCAAUCAAGAAGCGAUCAUGGAGCGUCCCGGCAGUCACGCUCAUCUUGAGUGCGACGAUGGGCCUCGUGAUCAGCAUUCUGGCUACGCUGAGCCCUGACGCAGGGCCACUGUUCUCUGUCCCCUUGAUACCGCAUGUUAUUACCAUUAUCAUACUGCUGAUAGAAAGGCCACGGUCCACCCCGGGUCCGGCUCUUGUGCUGCAAGUCGCGCUGCUACUCGUACAGCUCGUCAUGUUCAGCACUAUCCUACAAGUCUUUCCCAGGUCUGCUGUCUGGAUAUGGGGAUUUGAGAUGGUGAACCCCUUGGUAUCGAUCAUUUUCAUUGUCAACAUGCCAAUGCGCGACCCGCUCCUCCACAACGAGGGCAUCUGCGAUCCGUAUUCUACACCCACGGUCAAGUUGCGCAGCCCGGAGGAUAAUUUCACCCUUUGGCAGUGGAUGACCGUCGGUUGGAUGUCGCCAAUCGUGAAAUUGGGGUGUCAGAGACAGCUUCAUGAUGAGGAUGUGUGGACUUUGCCGCUCGAGUUCCAGCACAGUCGCCUGCAUCGCCUUUUUCGAGAGGUCCCCGGUUCAGUUCUCGCGCGCGUAUUCAAGGUCAACGCACCGGACCUGAUAGUCACCACACUUUUGGGCAUCCUGGAGUUGAUAUGCUCCCUCGUUCCAGUCGUCUUUCUGAAGCAGCUACUCGCGGCCCUCGAGGGCGAGCAUCCUAAUCGGAAUGUAGCGGUUGUCUACGGCGUGUUCAUAUUAUUGGCUCGUCUUGUCGGCGCUCAGUCUGGUGUUUUCAACCUCUGGUUCUGUCGGCGAGCUUACGAGCGAUCUCGGGGCGAGAUGAUAACCAUGAUCUACGAAAAGACCCUAAUGCGUAAAGCAUUCACCUUCCCUAGCGAUGUCGAUGAGGACGGCAGCGAAGAGAAAAAUAAAGGCGAGGCACUCAACUCAGGCCCCGCAUCCAUGGGCAAGAUUCUCAACCUGAUGCGCAACGACGUCUACGAGAUUGCUCAGCGUUUCUGGGAGUUUGCCAAUCUUGUCACGAAGCCGAUGAGUUUCGUCCUUACCAUCGUGUUGAUCUGGCAGAUCCUUGGACCGGCGGCUUUGGGCGGCGUUCUGCUGAUUGUCUUCGCCCAGUUUCUCAACGCCUUCAUCGUCCGCUUCCUUGUCAGCUGGGAACGAGGCCGUCGUGCUGUCACCGAUGUCAAGCUGCAGAUAACUUCACAAUUUGUCGAAGCUAUCCGCCACCUGCGAUGGUAUGACUGGCAGGACAAGUGGUUGGGAAACAUCCUGGCCUCACGGCAGAAGGAGCUGAGAUACAGGGUCAUCGUCAACCUGCUCAGCAAGGCCGUCGCGGCGACGAACAAGAUCUCGGCGUAUUUCUUCCCUGUGGCUGCAUUUUAUGCUUACACUAUCAUCGGCCAACAACCGUUGCGAAUUGAUGUUGCUUUCCCGGCGCUCAAUCUGUUCACAAUGCUCAAUCAGAGUCUUAACGAGUUGCCUGGGCUCAUCACGGUGCUAUUGAAUGCCUCGGUGGCCAUGGGACGGAUCGAGAGCUUCAUGGCGGAGCUGAACAAAGAAGAGGAAUACGGCUCGGGAGCGGGAGCGUACGGAGAGGCUCGCACAGAGCGACUGGGAGAACUCAAAAUUGCAUUCCAAAGAGCCUCGUUCGCGUGGCCAGGCUCUCCGGCUCAUAAACAAGUCCUCUCCAACGUCUCCUUCGAGGCCGGACCAGGAGUCACUGCUAUCUGUGGCAAGGUCGGCUCAGGCAAGACAGCGCUGCUGCAUGCAAUCUUGGGCGAACUGGAUGACCGUGGGGGAAGGAGAACGGUGCCAAAUGAGAUGAUCGGAUACUGCGCGCAGACCCCAUGGCUGCAGAGCAUGAGUAUUCGCGAGAACAUCUUGUUUUCUUCCGGAUACGACGAGGCCAGGUAUCGUCAGGUCCUCACAGCCUGUUGCUUGAUGCCUGAUCUGGAUAAAUGGAAAGCUAGAGACUUAUCUAUGAUCGGUGAGAAUGGUGUCGGACUCUCUGGUGGACAAAAGGCGAGAGUGGCUUUGGCGAGAGCGAUCUACAGCAGGGCCAGAAUUUUGCUGCUUGAUGACCCCAUAGCUGCACUGGACCAUCAGACCGCCGAAGCGAUUUUACAGAAUCUUUUGACCAACAAGACUUUUAUGCAAGGGCGGAUGGUCGUAUUUGUCACCCACAGGAUGGAUCUCUUGACGCAGCAUGCCAAUCAAGUACUCGAGGUAUCACAAGCCGGGACGGUCAAUGUCAUCUCGCGCGAGGAAAUCAAGAAUCACCAGGAGCUUUUCCACUUUGCGGCCAAAAAUGGGCAGCGCCGGCAGUCAAUUGACGAGGAUGAGCCAGCUGAGGGAGACGACGAUGUUAUUCCUGACAAGUUUAUCGAAGAAGAAUACCGCGCCCAUGGAGGCGUCAUGGCUUCGGUGUACUGGAAGUACAUUAAAGCAGGCAAUCUGUGGUACUGGGGGCUACUAAUUCUCCUAUUCAUCAUGUUCCGAGUGUCGCGAUUGACGCAUUUCUACUUCCUCAAAGUCUGGGGUGAAUCAUACGAACCGGGAGGGUCAUCCGAAGUCUAUCUCGCCGCAAGCAACGAGCCAGAGUAUAACUUCCGCACGGCUAAUAUGUCCCCGGUCGGCGCCGCCGCUGCCCCGAAAGACUGGUUGGAUAUCGACUUCGACCUCCCGCCCCCCGACGUCAAUGUGCGCCCUUGGCUGUUUUGGUUCUUCAUAAUUGCCCUUCUACAGUUCAUUUCCUUCGUCCUGUCCGAUCUCACCAUCGUGCUCCUCAUCUACACCGCGGGCAAGCACCUUUUCGAACAGGUCAUGCUGAAGGUUGCGAAUGCGACGUUCCGCUUCUACGAUGUCACUCCCGUUGGAAGGCUGAUGAACAGACUCACGAGCGAUAUUGGCACCAUAGACGGACAGAUUGUCACACAAAUCCGCGAUGUUGUAUGGUACUUCAUGUUCUGGUCCUCGAGUCUCUUCGUCAUCGCUUCUACUGCGCCUGUCUUUCUCGCCAUCGCCUUUGUUAUGACAACACUCUUCGUCAUGAUCUUCCUGCGCUUUCUACCCGCCUCGCAGUCACUCCGCCGCCUCGAGAUGGUCUCCCUAUCGCCUCUCAUGUCCAAUUUUGGAACGCUUCUCGAAGGGCUGACAACGGUGCGCUCCUUUCGCGCACAGCCGCACUUCCAGGACCGCAUCAUCGUGACAACCGACGCCUUCCAGCAGAUGGAUCAUUUCUACUGGUCGCUCCAGGCGUGGCUCAUGUUCCGAUUCGAUACCCUGUCCGCGCUUUCCACCUUCAUCCUGACCAUGUCGGCCCUGUUCACUGGCCUCGGAGCCGGCACAGUCGGCUUUGUCCUCGCGGCGGCGGCGAACUUCGUCGCCUGCACACACAACAUGUGCCGCAAAUACGGUGAGUUGCAGAUGCAGUUUGUAUCUGUUGAGCGUGUCAUUGAGCUCAUGGACCUGGAGGAGGAACCUCGCGGCGACUUUGACCCCCCUGCGGCAUGGCCAAGCUACGAUGAUGACAUCGUAUUUGACAAUGUCACGGUCCGGUAUGCCAAGGGUCUUGAUCCAUCGCUGCGCAACCUGAGUUUCCGCAUCCCUGCCGGCGCAACCGUCGCGGUCACAGGCCCAACCGGUAGUGGGAAGAGCACACUUGCGCUAACGCUUCUGGGGACGAUGUUGCCCGAGUACGAUGAGUCCACAAGCACGUUGGGAAGCAUCAGGAUAGGAAAUGUCGAUGUGGCCACGGUGAACAAGCACGCGCUGAGACGGCGCAUCAGCUUUGUCGCACAGGACCCAGUCUUGUUCCCAGGCACCUUGAGAGACAACCUGGAUCCUAUCCGCGAGCACUCCGACGAGGAAUGUGAACUGGUACUGAGGAGGGUGCUCGGCGCGGUAGACGAGCUUGAGGAUGGCCUCGCCAGCGGCUCAAUCACACCAGGCGGCUCACAGCCCACAUGUGAACCGCACAGCGAGAGUUCCGCCUCCAGCUCCAGCGCCAACGCCAGCAGUAACAACGCCAGUGUUGGAGCCAGCGAGACGGAUGAGCACCCCAUCAACGGCGAUACUGCGAAGCCGAGCACGAAUGGGCAUGCUAAUAACGUCUCCAACGGCAACGGCCACGGCGAUAUCAAGCAAAAUACUUCAGCCUUCUCGCUGUCCACGCGCAUCGACGGCGGCGGCAAGAACCUGUCGCAGGGCCAGCGGCAGCUCAUCGGCCUCGGCCGCGCGGUGCUCCGCCGCAGCCCCGUGGUGAUCCUGGACGAGGCGACGGCGAGCAUCGACAAGAAGACGGCCUUCUACAUCCAGCAGGUCCUCAGGGAGGAGCUGCGGCAGAGCACGGUCAUCACCAUCGCGCAUCGGGUGGAGGCGGUCAAAGACGCCGACUUCGAGAUUGUGCUGGACAAGGGUGGGCUUGUCAGGGCGAGGAGCCUUUCUGGCGGUGAUGCUCAGUGAGGAGGGGGAUAAAACUGUACCAAUUCCUUUUGCUUUCUGAUAUGUUUUCUUUCUUGGGGUGGGACAAGUUGUUCUGGAUAGGGUUUGCAAGAGGGUAGGAGUGAGUGUUCUCUUGGAUGUGCUGAGUAUAUGUUGGGGUUGCAUCUAUUGGAUUUAUGAGAAGAAUGAGUGCUGAUCUAUAGAUGAGGCCUGAACUUGGCUGAAAAUGUUUUAGAGUUUUCACUGGACGACUAUUAGAUACGCACAUCCUAGUUGUGGUACUCUGCCUUUAAGAUAUUAGCAUACCUUCAUGAGCCAAUGAAGAUGAUUG